ACACACACACACACAUAUCCACACACACAGCCUCCUACACACACACGCGCGCAUGCAUGCAUUCUGUGCUGAGCACUAGCAAGGAGCUUUAAAGCGUUUCACCACAAACUCAGACAAAGGCGCCCUAACCUGCCACGAUGGAGGAGAACAUGGAUGAUUCACAAAGCCAGAAAGGUUGUAAGGAGUGCUGUGAGCGAUGUGUGGGCAGUCUGCCCUGGGCUUCCCUCAUCGCCACCAUCCUCCUCUACAUGGGCGUGGCCUUGUUCUGUGGGUGUGGCCACGAGGCUCUGAGUGGCACCGUCACCAUUCUGCAGAACUACUUUGAGGUCAUGAGAAGCCCCGGACAAACGCUGGACGUCUUCACCAUUAUUGACAUCCUGCAGUACAUCAUCUACGGCCUGGCAGCUGGAUUCUUUGUCUUUGGAGUGCUCCUGCUGGUGGAAGCCUUUUUCACCACUGGAGCCAUUAGGGAUCUGUAUGGAGAGUUCAAGAUCACGGCCUGUGGACGCUGCCUGACUGCAUUUCUGAUGUUCCUGGCCUACGUCUUCUUCCUGGUCUGGCUUGGUGUGACGGCCUUCACCAGCCUGCCGGUCUUCAUGUACUUCAACGUGUGGUCCAUGUGCAAGAACACCAGCUUGCUUGAGGGUCCUAAAUUCUGCGUGGACCUACGCCAGUUUGCAGGAGCCGUGACCAUAUCUGAGGAGAAGAAGCUUUGCACUGGAUCUGGGAAGUUCUUGCAGAUGUGCGAAUCCAACGAGCUGGACUUGACCUUUCACCUGUUUGUGUGUGCACUGGCGGGCGCAGGGGCGGCUGUGAUUGCCAUGGUUCACUUCCUGAUGGCGUUAGCUGCUAACUGGGGCUACCUGAAGGAUGCCAGUCGGAUGCAGAAAUAUGAAGAUAUCAAGUCGAAGGAGGAGCAGGAGCUGCAUGACAUCCAUUCUACACGCUCCAAAGAACGCCUCAAUGCCUACACAUAAACACCAUACACACGUUUACCCGAGACACACACACACACACACACACACGCACACACACGAUGGUCCGAGACACACACACAACAUGCAUACAAGGAUAGCAGAAAUAUACACAUCAGUCAACUGAAAAGGGUUGAAAGACACUGAAGUCCUCCUUUGUCCCCAGCUGAUCUUUUGCUGAAGUGGUCUGUGCUGACAUGCCAUUUUUUGUUUGUUUGUUUUCUUUACUGGGAAUAGUACUAAUCUUAAAUUUGACAGAUAUUUACCCAUCAUUCCUUCAGUCCAUCAGGAAGGUGAAGUAUUAGGGGGCCAAAAGUCCUUUUUUUGAGAAUGCAGUAGCUGGAUGUGCAACACUAGCAAGUCUCGAAGUAGAGACCCAUCCAUCCAAAUCAAAAUGAAAAGAAAUACCAAAAAAAAAAGUCAAAGAUUCCAAAGAAAUGUCCCAACGACUGUUGUUUUUUUUUUUUUUAAAAGAUCAUACCUACUUUUUCUAAUAUGUAACUUUUAAAAAGUCAUUGGGAAACAAGCACAGGAGUACCUCAACUUACAAGCUUAAUUGGUUCUGUGGCGUAGCUCUCAACUCGAAACACUUGUCUCUGAAAUCAAGUUAAAGUUAAAGUACCACUGGUGUGGUUGAAUUAUCCUCUACAUUUGACCCAUCUCCUUGUCCCACCCCCUGGGAGGUGAGGGGAGCAGUGAGCAGCAGCGGUGGCCAAGCUCGGGGAUCAAUUUUGGUGAUUUAACCGCCAAUUCCCACCCUUGAUGCAGAGUUCCAAGCAGGGAGGUAAUGGGUCCCGUUUUUAUAGCCUUCGGUAUGACUCGGCCGGGGUUUGAACUCCUGACCUAUCGAUCUGAGGGCGGACACUCUAACCACUAGGCCACGGAAGUCAACAGUGCAUUUUGAACGUGCUUUUUAAAAAGAGACUUUCAGAAAAUAAAUAUUGUAUCAAAUCAAUACAAUAGAAUGUACUACUAACGACUACAGUAGUUUUAUGAAGUAAUGUAACAAUAAUGCACAUUAUUUACCUUGACGAGUGGACUUCAUCAAGAUUCAAGAUUGUUUAUUGUCAUAUGCACAGUUAAACAGACAGUUUGCCGUACAAUGAAAAUCUUACUUUGCUAGUCCACCCUUCAACAAGUCACACGGUAUUUAGCUAAAAUAAAAAAUACAAAUACAAAUGUAUAUACAAGGUACAGAAAGUAACAUAACAUUAUUGCACAUUCUGAUUGACAGUCAACAGUAUAAAUAUGGAGGUGACCUUGGGUCACAGCAGCAGUUAAAGUAUCUUUAGUGAUCAAAAGUGUCUACAGUGAUGGUUCACAGUUCGGGGGUGGUCAAUCAAUCAAUCAAUGUUUACUUAUAUAGCCCUAAAUCACGAGUGUCUCAAAGGGCUGCACAAGCUACAACAUUUCUUGCCCACAUCAGGGCAAGAAAAAACUCAACCCAAAGGGAGAACAAUGAGAAACCUUGGAGGGGACCGCGGCUUCUACAGUAUCUCCUUCCAGUUUGGUCAAACACACCAUCUGCAACAAUGUUUUCAUGGAUAGACGUCCGCCGUUGAGCUAUCAUUCAAACGUCAUUGCCUGGUGUUAGACUCAUUCUGUAGUUCACACACUUCCUUUCUUCCCCUGGUUAGAAAAACAAAGUUAUGUUGAUCCCUCGCUAUAAGCCAAUGCUAGCAAGUAAAACGGUCUGAUUUUACGGGUAAAACUCGAGUUUUAGCCCGGAAACAGCAAUCUUAAAGGCCUACUGAAAUGCGAUUUUCUUAUAUAAACGGGGAUAGCAGGUCCAUUCUAUGUGUCAUACUUGAUCAUUUCGCGAUAUUGCCAUAUUUUUGCUGAAAGGAUUUAGUAGAGAACAUCGACGAUAAAGUUCGCAACUUUUGGCCGCUGAUAAAAAAGCCUUGCCUCUACCGGAAGUAGCAGACGACAUGCGCGUGACGUCACAGGUUGUGGAGCUCCUCACAUCCUCAUUGUUUACAAUCAUGGCCACCAGCAGCGAGAGCGAUUCGGACCGAGAAAGCGACGAUUCCCCCAUUAAUUUGAGCGAGGAUGAAAGAUUCGUGGAUGAGGAAAGUGAGAGUGAAGGACUAGAGGGCAGUGGGAGCGAUUCAGAUAGGGAAGAUGCUGUGAGAGGCGGGUGGGACCUGAUAUUCAGCUGGGAAUGACUAAAACAGUAAAUAAACACAAGACAUAUAUAUACUCUAUUAGCCACAACACAACCAGGCUUAUAUUUAAUAUGCCACAAAUUAAUCCCGCAUAACAAACAUCUCCCCCCACCCGUCCAUACAACCCGCCAAUACAUCUCAAACACCUGCACAACACACUCAAUCCCACAGCCCAAAGUACCGUUCACCUCCCCAAAGUUCAUACAGCACAUAUAUUUCCCCAAAGUCCCCAAAGUUACGUACGUGACAUGCACAUAGCGGCACACACGUACGGGCAAGCGAUCAAAUGUUUGGAAGCCACAGCUGCAUGCGUACUCAUGGUAACGCGUCUGCGCACCCAACUCAAAGUCCUCCUGGUAAGAGUCUCUGUUGUCCCAGUUCUCCACAGGCCAAUGGUAAAGCUUGAUUGUCAUCUUCCGGGAAUGUAAACAAUGAAACACCGGCUGUGUUUGUGUUGCUGCAGUCGGCCGCAAUACACCGCUUCCCACCUACAGCUUUCUUCUUUGCUGUCUCCAUUGUUCAUUGAACAAAUUGCAAAAGAUUCACCAACACAGAUGUCCAGAAUACUGUGCAAUUUUGCGAUGAAAACAGACGACUUAAUAGCUGGCCACCAUGCUGUCCCAAAAUGUCCUCUACAAUCCGUGACGUCACGCGCUGACGUCAUCAUACCGAGACGUUUUCAGCAGGAUGUUUUGCGCAAAAUUUAAAAUUGCACUUUAGUAAGCUAACCCGGCCGUAUUGGCAUGUGUUGCAAUGUUAAGAUUUCAUCAUUGAUAUAUAAACUAUCAGACUGCGUGGUCGGUAGUAGUGGGUUUCAGUAGGCCUUUAAGUUGAGGUACAACUGUAUAGAAGGGUUAUGAUCCAAUAAUGUUGUUGGUCAUCAAAUUGUUGGGUUAAUUCUAAAGUAAUUAAACAGAGUUGUGUGUUGAACACAAAUGUCAAUAUUAAAGCAAAUAUUGACUAUUCCCAAAAAGUCAACAUUGAAGCAACAAUCAGCCUGAGACAUGGAAGACCGCAGUGUCGAUGUUGACCUUUUCACUGGGGGGUGGGUGACUUGUAACCCCCUGCAUCAAGCACACGUACAGUACAGUACACUUACACAUACUGUAUUUGGAUGGGUGGUCAGUGUCGUGCGGUGGUGUUAUGCUGUGCUAUGUCGUUUCACCACAUGUUGAUGAGUGCUAUAUCGCAGAGGAAUAAGGUCCGCGGGAAGUUUGAAGUCCAAGUGGGUAUAGCUCGGCUAACUCCUGGACUCUCCUCAACCCCUUUUUUCCCCAACUCUCUUCCGGAGCCCAAUUUCAUGAAUUUUUUCCUGGAUGUAUCACAACUGCCAUUUUGAUUUUCAACAAAAUGCACUCAAUUAGGCAGGUUGAAAUUGUUGAUGGAUGAGACACGUAAGAACAAGUUUGACAAGUUUGAAUAUUCCGAACUUGUUGGACUCAGACUACAAUAGCACUUCCAGUAAGUGUAUUUCAAAAACAAGCGUGCAAUUGGGCUUCUCGUUCUCCCUCUCUGCUGAUCUUUGUACAAACUAUUGGUCGGUCCACAGAAACAGCACAUCUUAGCAGCACAAAAUCUUUUUCGACGUCAUGUCAUUGUCAUAAAUUGUCGUUUUUUUCCUCACUUUUUUGCAAUUUUUGCCACCGUUUUUACCAGCAUUGUUAUCGUGUCAUUUUUGGCAUCGGGGCUACGUGGAGAUUGCACGUAUCUCGGGGGGUUGGGGGUUUUUGGGGGCGUAGGGGAUCGUUAUCACUUUCACAGUUUCAUGUGAUUCUGCACACACAAAUACACAAACACACACACACACAUGUUUUGUGCGUAAACACCAAUCAUUGCGGGAGUUUGAUUCUAAGAUUUUAACCAAAAUGUCUCUUUUGUCACGAGGUGUAGUCAAUUCCUCACUGGAAAACACAAUAGUGAGAGGAGAUAGCUGUGAACUGACUUAUAAUUGUUGUUUAUUCUACUAUUUUGUAGUGUUUCACUACAAGUUUGACUUAUGUUUGAAUAUUGACAUGCAUUCCCCUCUUAUGAAUUAAGAUCUAAAUAAGAAAUGUUUCCCAAGGCUUGCUUAAUAUGAUAAUUAGUGAUGGGUCCAACUAUACUGAAGCAUCAACACAUUGUUGUGUGUGUUAUUCACCUAAAGAAAGAGUGCCACUUUUGACGCCGCUUUUCGUCGCCAUCAUCAAUCUGAAUGGAACUACGAAAAAGAAAAUUAAUUAAAAUUAAUAUAAUAGCGCCAAAAUAGGUAAAUGUUCUUUUCCUAUGUAAUACUUUUAGUUUCAUAUUAGUUUUCUACACAUCUAUUAGUUUAAAAAACAAUUAUAUUUGCUAAUAAAUAUUCAUUUUAUUUGCAUGCCAAAUGUAGUGACUUUUUAAUCCAGCAGAUGGCACUAUUACGAAAAAGUAACAAUGCCGUGUCAAUACAGCCAGUGAGUGUGCCACAUACUCACUAAGGCAGGGGUCGGGAACCUUUUUGGCUGAGAGAGCCAUGAAAGCCAAAUAUUUUAAAAUGUAUUUCCGUAAGAGCCGUAUAAAAAAUGUUAACACUGAAUACAACUAAAUACGUGCAUUUUUAAGUUAGACCAACAUUUUUAGAGUAUAAUAAGUUUCUUAUUAUUUUUAAUAACAGUGUUAUUGUGAAGCUAACCAAUAAUAAAUAAAAUACUUCUUACCAUUAAUGCGACUUCUGGUGCUGCAUGGUUUUGCUGAUGGCUUUGUAGUCUGGUUGAUACGUGGUUAUUUUUAACACUGUACUUACCAGCGGAAUUAUUCACUACUUAUCGUGUUAAGCAAUGUCAGCUAGGAUUUAUCUGAGAGCCAGAUGCAGUCAUCAAAAGAGCCACAUCUGGCUAUAGAGCCAUAGGUUCCCUACCCCUGCACUAAGGCGUCAUUUACCCAUCACUAAUAAUAAUAUGUAAAAAUGAUAACAAGGGAAGGUAAAUCUCUAUCUGCCAGUAGAGAUGCUUGAACUAAUUAAUGCAGGGGUGUCGAAGAACCUCGCUAAUAUGUUCGAUGAAAGGUGGCAAAUGUAAUGAUCAGGGCUCGGAAAUGUAACGCACUAAUGUAUGUGAUUAAUCACAAAAAAUGAUCGCAUGAAUCAAGUAUGAACCCAGAUUGAUCGCGCAAUGUAUUUUGACCACAAAUGCUAUCUUGUGUUACCUGAAAAAAAACAUAAUAUGCAAGGUAAAUUGCGUAAGUUAUACGUUCUAUGAAAGGUGGGAAAUGUAAUGAUUAGGGCUGUCAAAGUUAACACUGUAAAGUAUUUGAUUAAUCACAAAAUUAUUGCAUUAAUCAUGUAUAAACGCAGCGCAAUUGAUUUUGACCACAAAUGCUCAUUUAGCCUAUAAUUACUUGAAAGAAAAAAUAAUAUGCAAGCUAAUUUGCAUAAAUUGUAGCGAUGGAUUUUCUUAUUGAAUCUUAACAAGUUUACAAUAUCACCUGAAAUGAACAGAUGAUUGAGAACGCUACUAGCACAACGCUUUUGUGGAAACUGCGAUUAAUUGCGAUCAAUCAACAUUGAAAAGUGUUUUUUUUUUAAAUAAAUCAUUUGACAGCAACAAUAAUAGUGCAAUAUCAAUAUUUUUAAUUUGGUAUGUUCAAAACAAGCUAAACCAAUAUAGAUAUGCAAAUAAAUUCAAUAGAAAACAGACAAGUAUUAUUAUUGGUAUUAAAGGUAUCAACUCGACUAUCGUUACAUUACUCCUUUUUGCUGCGUUCAAAUUUUUAAAACCAAUGUUUAAUUGUAAGUUUAUAUUAAGAUGCCACCAGCCAAUGAAAAACAAGCAGGGAGCCACAACUAUUGGUUUUUUUGGGGGGGUUUUUUUGCCCCUCGUUCCUCCUCAUGGUGCCCACUUGUUUACACACAUACUGUACUGUGUUAACUUUAUUCCGAAAAAAUCCAGCACAGAUGGUGAAGCGCAUCGGUAGUCAUUAAGGCAGAAAAUAGCAGAAGUUCCCAAGUUUGACCUUAUUUUCUACAAAUUGUAUUUUAUUUUGCAAAAAAAAAAUGGCCCUCGUUUUGGAAAAAUUCCCCUAAUUUCUAAUGCAAAUUUUUACAGGUAUGUGUAAAUGGCUAGCGGGAUUAAUGACUUUCUGACGAGACAACAAGCAAGAAUAUUCACACACACACAAACACACACACAUACACACACACACACAACAAGCCGAUCAUUGCCAUCCCUCUGAGCCAUAACUCUUUUACUGAUCACCAAACAUUUCACUAUUUUACUAACAACUUUUAUUCCUUUCAUUUUUAAAAUAAUGUGAAGUCAUUUAAAUACAAAAAAAUGUGUUUUUUUUCCUCAGCAGUAUUAUGCUGUUUAUUGUGUAUAAAGCUAUACAGUACAUAAAUGUGAAAAAGCCGAGAGAGAGAGAGAGAAGAUGAUUCCUGAUAGGAUUUGAUUCAGAAUCAACAUCCAAACUGCCUUUACACACAUACACAAACAAAAUAGUACUAAAGUUUACCAGAUAAAUUACACAGAAUCCUUAUGGAUUGUAAAUGUUCAUGCAAAUUGCAGUAAAUUGGGUGCAAGAUGUCUAAAAGUGAGCCAAUUCAACCUUAAAUAAAAAGUUUUUUCCCAGAUUCAACAUUGGAUACAUAGGAAGUGUACUACCGUGUGUGUGUGUAAACGCUUGUAAACAAAGAGAGGACUGAUGGUGUGUUCAGGUUCAGUCAGUAUUUUUAAGGGUCUAGUUUUACAGUAACGAUAUUCUUUCAUUUCAUUGCCUGACAAUGGAUGUCUUGUCAGUGUUUUUAACCUCAGAUAAAAAAAAAAAAAAAAGAGUUGUUUUUGUGCACUUAUUGGCCAUUGUGAGCUCUCUAUCUCUUAUUCUUGGUGUGUGUAAGUGCAUUGACGUCCCCCUCGGCGGGGACCCGUGUAUAGUCUUGCAGCACUGGUUAUAUAACCUGAAGAAAUAACAAAGAUGAAAAAUCUGUUCAUUCAAAUGAAAGAAAAAUCUUAUUCUUAGGUUUAAAAAGAAAAAAAAAAAAAAAAAAAAGACAGUGAAUCUAGUUGUUGUUUGUGGCAUGGUUAUGCAUUCAAGUGGUCAUAAUUUUAACGAUGAAACAGUAUUGGAAAAAAAAACAAAAAAAAAACAUUCCACUGGCGCUGUUCUGCUCUUUUUUUUUUUUCUUUUUUUUUCAUUCUUUAGCUCGCAGUAUUGCAGUCGCUGUUGCUAAUGGUGUUGCUAAGCUCGCUAGCCUGUUUCGUUGUCUACCACCAGAGCAAUAUAUUGUACCAGUUGGACCAAAAUAUAAAUAAAUAGUAAUCCUAACCUUACAUUUUUGGCAUACAAGUGCAUGGCAAAACAAUGCAAGUCGUACGUGGUAUGAUCCAUGGUGUUAUUUAUCGGUUGUUUUUUACAGAUCUGCAGCUGUGAUGUAAUGUAUUGCUCUGGACGCCCGUUACUCACCAAUCAGCUCACAUCCUUGACACUGCAACUCAUGAAUCGUGUCGUCUUCCUGUCCUUGGGACGACGCGUUUACCUAGCGAACAAGCACAAGGUCAAAGCGACAAAUACACAACUGCAGCUCGUAAAAAGGAUAUUAGAUGACAGUGGUAUCAGCACCUCCAAGUCCGAGUCCGUUGUCCACACGUUUAAGUCAGGACUUUGGGAAGGCCGUCCUAAAACCUUAAUUCUAGCCUGAUUUAGCCAUUCCUUUACCACUUUUGACGUGUGUUUGGGGUCAUUGUCCUGUUGGAACACCCAACUGCGCCCAAGACCCAACCUCCGGGCUGAUGAUUUUAGGUUGUCCUGAAGAAUUUGGAGGUAAUCCUCCUUUUUCAUUGUCCCAUUUACUCUCUGUAAAGCACCAGUUCCAUUGGCAGCAAAACAGGCCCAGAGCAUAAUAUUACCACCACCAUGCUUGACUGUAGGAAUUGGUGUUCCUGGGUUUAAAGGCCUCACCUUUUCUCCUCCAAACAUGUUGCUCGGUAUUGUGGCCAAAAAGCUCAAUUUUUGUUUGAAAAGGGUGGAGUGCCAUCUCCGGGUUGGGGAGGUUACCUUGCCCCAAGUGGAGGAAUUCAAGUACCUCGGAGUCUUAUUCACGAGUGAGGGAAGAGUGGAUCGUGAGAUCGACAGGCGGAUCGGUACGGCUUUUUCAGUAAUGCGAACGCUGUAUCGAACCGUUGUGGUGAAGAAGGAGCUGAGCCGGAAGGCAAAGCUCUCAAUUUACCGGUCGAUCUACGUUCCCAUCCUCACCUAUGGUCAUGAGCUUUGGGUUAUGACCGAAAAGACAAGAUCACGGGUACAAGCGGCCAAAAUGAGUUUCCUUUCUUAGAGAUAGGGUGAGAAGCUCUGUCAUCCGGGAGGAGCUCAAAGGAAAGCCGCUGCUCCUCCACAUCGAGAGGAGCCAGAUGAGGUGGUUCGGGCAUCUGGUCAGAAUGCCACCCAAACGCCUCCCUAAGGAGGUGUCAUGGGCACGUCCAACUGGUAGGAGGCCACGGGGAAGACCCAGGACACGUUGGGGAGACUAUGUCUCCCGGCUGGCCUGGGAACGCCUCUGGAUCUCCCGGCAGGAGCUGGACGAAGUGGCUAGAGAGAGGGAAGCCUGGGUUUACCUGCUUAGGUUGCUGCCCCGCGACUCGAUCUCGGAUAAGCGGGAGAUGGAGUAUCGAAAUAAGCUAAAGUAAAAAAAAAUAGUAGUCGGUAGGGGUGUAACGUAUACGCCGCCAUCUUACUGCAGUUUUAAUGGUGUGUUCCAUUGGUACUGGGGAGUCGGAAUUCCAAGUUCCAAGUCGGAAAUUUCAACUGGAGUGACCCCCGAGGUCGGAUUUCUUGCCAAACUUGGCUUUCAAAGAGGGCUUCUCUGAGUGUAAUCAAUAAUAGAAGCUUUCGUAAAAUCCGUCAUUUUUACUUCCGACCAUUUCUAUCGCACUAGUCAGCCACAUACGAUGUAUUGUUGGACUUAUAUUUAUAUAUAGUAAUGUUAUUGUUGUUUGAAUUACCUUUUUUUUUCCGUUUGGUAUAUGCAUGUACAUUGCAAUCAAUGGCAUCUCUGAAUUGUUUCCAUCCACUGUGAUUGAAGUUUGCAGAAGGAGCACAUAUUUGUUCAGAAGUUGUUUAUAGAAUGGCUUUCGUGGAUGUGGCCAUCUUGAGUUCCGACCUCGUAAAAGGAACGCCAGUAACUGAGACGUCGUCCACAUUUCCGACGUACAACUUCCGAGGUUAGCUUAGCUUGUAGCUUCGUUCCUCAUCUCUACUGAACAACGGCGGCACACUACUUUCGUCUUAUCGAUUUUUUUUCGUGUGCGUUCUACCGAGAAUUCCGGCCAAUUAGUACAGAGGACGCUCCUCAUUGACACGACUGCUAGCCAAAAAGUGUUAACGAGUAAACUCAUGGCGCGACAAACACUUCCCGUUCCACACGUUUUCAGGAAAACCGUACGUCUCUGAACCGAACUUUCUGCACAUCGAAAUGAAAUUAGAAAUGUAGCGUUACACCCAUACUUAGGCUGGCAACAAGAUGGCGUAAAGAAACAACACAAUAAUGAGAUUAUUGAACUGUAGAAGAGGAUGUGAGCUGUUUGCGUCUUGUUUGUUUGACUUUUCCUGUUCUAUCCACAACUUCUUGUUAAAAAACAAAACAACAACAAAAAAACUAUGUGUGUAUCGACACAAAUGAUAAUCCCACGUCCUUCUUGUCUGUCCACUGCUGAACUGGACUCACACUCUUCCUCCAUCCUGCUUUGUGUUGUGUGGGAUUUCAGCAUGAAGCAAAGCUUCCAAAAAAAACAAAAAAAAAACCUUAAACAGAAUUCCUGAUGUGCGGCUCUAAAAGGUCGGCUCUGAAUCAAGGAUGAAAAAUCGGUGCCUGGAUAAAUUGAGCUCUUGUCCAUCAUGAGCUGGACAGUAGAUAGACAAGCUGAGUCUGCAACCUUCCCCUAUCUACACAUAAUCAGGUCGGACAUUUUGGACGUAGGGAGAUGUGUUUUUUUGUCUCCAUCGUAGAUUUUUGUACUCCACUCUGGUUGCUUCGUAGCUUUGUUCGAUUCACUCCCCUAUUUUGUACAUAUCUGUGCCAAGAGCUUGGGCAGACAGUGGCUUUUUUUUAUUUGUAAAGACAUAAAUUUGCUUGCAUAUAUAAAUAAAAUGAAAUACUACACUUGUGUACUUGUUAAUAAGGAAA
Messenger RNA from Nerophis lumbriciformis (worm pipefish), 11270 nucleotides. It is a transcript of the gene gpm6ab, whose product is annotated as glycoprotein M6Ab. NCBI's taxonomy places the organism in Eukaryota, Metazoa, Chordata, Actinopteri, Syngnathiformes, Syngnathidae. Gene Ontology annotation, cellular component: plasma membrane; axonal growth cone; filopodium. Gene Ontology annotation, biological process: neuron projection development. The record is from RefSeq and is a predicted model, not a curated record.